Molecule: messenger RNA, 390 nt
Organism: Aureobasidium subglaciale EXF-2481
Lineage: Eukaryota; Fungi; Ascomycota; Dothideomycetes; Dothideales; Saccotheciaceae
Exons: 2
Coding region: 1-390 (129 amino acids)
Source: RefSeq, a predicted model, not a curated record
AUGUCUGCCGACUACCAAGGACAAGAUCCCAUCAAGCUCGCCACUCAGGCUGAGCAGGACCUCAACUCUCACACUGCUAAGCACGGUCAUGAUGCCAACCUCUCUUCCAAGCAUGGUCACGGUGCCAGCGACAGCACCACCGAGUCUGGUGUUGACGAGAGCGUUCGCAACAAGUUCCCUGGUGCCGAUGUCACCUACGGCAGCGCCGCCUCCGGUGCUGGCAACAACAGAGACAUUCCCUUGAGCGAGGGUGGUGACAUCAACCCCUCCACCGGCAAGCUUUACAAGGCUGGUGACUUCGAGGGUGCUGGCGGCCCUGAGACCAAGGCCGACAUCCAUCGCGAGAACGCUGGUGGCAACGACGAGGUCCGCUCCAACAUCCGCAACUAA